This is a messenger RNA of Psilocybe cubensis, 1425 nucleotides long. RefSeq lists its product as uncharacterized. The coding region runs from base 1 to 1425 and encodes 474 amino acids. The record is from RefSeq and is a predicted model, not a curated record. Lineage: Eukaryota; Fungi; Basidiomycota; Agaricomycetes; Agaricales; Agrocybaceae. The transcript has a single exon.
AUGACAGAAUAUGACUACAGCGAAUCUGUAUAUCUAAACAGAAGCCCUUACCCAGCUCCGUCCAGAGCACCGAAUGAAACCAAACUUCUUUUCAGGGCGCAACGCGUAUCAUCACCCAUCACAACCGAUGGCCCGAUAAAUACUAAGGCCAGAGAUGGGCUCUUAAAUAGGGUCUCAAAACUUCUAAAACUAUCGAGAAAGACUCGCAAACGUCUGACUCCUAUCAGUAAUCUUGCUAGGGACACUGGAAACCACAGCGAUAUAGAGCGAGGUCGCAGCAGAGUUCAAAAGCACUUGGCUGCAUCCACCCCAAACCUUCGCAUAUCACACCGAUCUAUCUCUCCUCAAUUGUUGAAAUUCCCUCCACCUUCUCCAUUUCCUCGUUUCACUAAGCCCAUAUCCGAUGGAAAUCAGGAGCAGAGAGAAUUCAACCAACAAGAGCGUAGACGUCAACGUCAAUUAAGAAGACAAGAAAGGGAGAAAAUCCGUCAGGAUCUUUGGGCUCGCCGUCAAAUGGAAGAUGAAAAGAGAGACAGCGAAGGAGAUUCUGCUUUUAAAAUCCUUCACUCUAGACCGAUCCUAUCUAACCGAUUAUCUGAACGAAAUCUCUCAACUUCGCGAGUUCAUUUACGCUCACGAAAUUCUUCAGUUCAAGGUAUGCCUGAAGGGUCAUCGAAAACCAACAAGAGUGGACUAGUUCCAGAUUUGAGUUCUCCUUCCUUGAAAACAAAAGGUUUGCCCGUUAAACCACGUCAGCGGCUCUCCAAGCCUUUGCCACUUCCACCUGUUGGACGGUUUACUGUUAUAGAUCCCUAUGUCCACUGCGGUGAAUUCUCAAGUCAAAGACAACGGCAUUCUCCCCAGAAAUCCCGCUUCAUUCGUCAUCCCCGUCGCCCUUCUCCCCACCCGUCCUCGGGACAGCGAUCCUCUAGAUCAUCUUAUUCUCGCUCCUCGUCGAUAUCAUCAUUUGGGGGACUUUCGAGCAUUCCUCAAGGAAUACCUCACCAACCCUCUGACUGCAGCAGGCAAUCAUCACCGUCAAUUCGGUCCACAUCUUAUUCACGUUCUCAUUCUCCUUCUUCCAUGCACUCUCUUUCUCCUCACUCUGCCCCAUUGUUACAUACAACAUCCAGCCAUAACAGAGAGGACAAUCAUCGACGGAAAAUUUUCAAAUUACGAUUGCUUUUCAAAGGCCACAAAUUCACUUUUGUGGUUCCAUCCACAAUCAAAUAUGGCCAUCUGGUUGACAGGAUUCGCCUUAAGCUACGGAUCCUUGAACUAUAUAAUGAGGGCCCUUUAAACAUCGAUGUCAAAGACGUCGAAGGAAACUUUACGCGAAUAGAAACGACGGAAGAUAUGCAACAAAUAUUCCAGCAGCAUCAACAAAAUUCCGAUUUCAUUGAACUCUCCAUCACUCCCGCGUAA